UCAUUAUGUUGAAAAAAUUUCCACGACCUAGCUGAGGCCGCGAGUAGGCGGAAACCUCCCUCGAGCAUGAAGAAGAGUUCCAGCCACCUCUGACGACCUCCUAGGACCUCGUGUCGAUCAUGCUGCGAGUUUGAGUCCAAACUUUUCUAAACUCGCAGCUUAGGGCCCCCAAGUGGGACAGGCCCUUAACAAAGUAAUCAGUUAUAGAAAUGUGCGGUGUAAUGACCAAAGAUACUAUUUCACUAGUCCUUCACACUAGUCCUCUAGUAUCUUUGGUAAUGACAGAUGGCGUUUAAUCCAAGCAGUAGUGAUGUGUUGCACUUUGGAAGGUCGAAUGCACGGGAAAAGUAUACUGGUAAUAACAAGUGCCUUAACAGCAUUUAUGUACAGAGGGACUUUACCAAGUCAAGUCAAGUAUAUUCGUCACAUACACAUACGAGAUGUGCAGUGAGCAGGUCCCGGCGACCAGGAAUGGGAAUCACUGUUUCUGUAACCUCAAUACUAGUUUUCAGAGGCAGCACGUCGACUCCGAAUUGCUCCCCCGGCUGCAGCUCUAGUAACUUUGAUCCAGCCAGCGGUGUCCCUCCUCCCUCGCAGCUCACUGGUGGUGGAGCCGCUGCCGCCUCUCAAUCAAAGAUACUACGAUCUUUGCUCUCAAUGUCGAGGGGCGGCCUGGGCAAAGAUCCUAUAGGAUCUUAGGGCCUGGGCGCUGCAACGCGCCACUCGCCCCGGGAGGAGGCAUGGAGCAGAAUAGCCCGCUGCCCAGCCAGGACUGGUUCCAGGAAACGUUUACACAUUACGACUACGGGGGGCAGAUAAGUGCGGCGAGGGCUCGGGAGUUCGGCAGAUUGUCAGGAAUCACUUACCUGGACCAUGGAGGAGCAACUCUAUAUCCACACAGUCAAAUUCAUCACUUUUACCAAGACCUUGCUGAAAAUGUCUAUGGUAACCCCCACAGUGGAAAUAUUGCCAGCAGACUGACACAUGAUACUAUUGAACAUGUUCGUUGCAGAAUUCUCCAGCAUUUCAACACCAACCCAGAAGAAUACACAAUCAUUUUUACAUCGGGAUGCACAGCUGCUCUUAAAUUAGUAGCAGAAAGCUUCCAGUGGACUUGUGCAGAGUCUGGAGAAUCAAGGAGUCGGUUUUGUCACCUGACUGAUAACCACACUUCUGUGGUAGGUAUGAGAGGAUUAUCUGUUCCAGCUGGUGCUCUAACUCUUCCAAUAAACCUGGAUCAAAUUCAUAGAGACAAAAACACUCUGCAUAAAAAGAUAUCCAUGGCCAAGGAGGAAAAUUGCAGCAUUCACCAUCUAUUCUGCUACCCUGCUCAAAGUAACUUCUCAGGGACAAAAUAUCCACUUUCUUGGAUCAGCGACAUUAAAUUAAAAAAAUUGUAUCCUUUCAGCAGAAUUCCCGGAACGUGGAAUGUACUGGUGGAUGCAGCCUCAUUUGUAAGCACCUCACCACUCAACCUCAGUUUAUAUCAACCAGACUUCAUACCCAUCUCAUUUUAUAAAAUGUUUGGAUUCCCAACCGGCCUAGGAGCUCUUUUAGUGAAGAAUGAAAGUGGACACAUGCUGGGAAAGAAAUAUUUCGGAGGAGGAACAGCAGCUUCUUAUUUGUCAUCAGAGGAUUUCUUCGUCCCAAGGCAGUCAGUCAGUGAAAGGUUUGAGGAUGGCACUGUUUCAUUUCUUGAUAUAAUAGCAGUAAAUCAUGGAUUUGAUGCAUUGGAAAGAAUUACAGGUGGAAUGCAAAAUAUUAUGCAACACACCUUUAGCCUUGCCCGUUACACCUACGUAAUGCUUUCUGGAAUGCAUCAUUCUAAUAGAAGUCCGGUUGCUCGGAUUUAUAGUGAUAAUGAAUUUAAAGCUCCAGACAUUCAGGGACCCAUCAUUAAUUUCAACCUACUGGAUGAGAAUGGUGAUAUCGUUGGUUAUGCAAAGGUGGACAAGCUGGCAAAUUUGCAUGCUAUUUAUCUUCGCACUGGCUGCUUUUGUAACACUGGAGGCUGUCAGCAACACAUAGGAAUUACGAAUGAAGAUGUCAAAAAUAAUCUGAAGGCAGGCCAUGUCUGCGGAGAUACUUUGGAUAUGAUUGACGGUCGUCCUACUGGUUCAGUCCGAAUAUCCUUUGGCUACAUGUCAACAUUUGAUGACGCGCAAACAUUUUUAAAAUUUAUUAUAGAUUGUUUUGUUAAGCAGCCAGUUUGCUUUGACAAAGACAUCCUGUCUAAACUUAACUCGUAUGGGACAAUGAAAGAGAAAGGUGAUUCAUGGACAGAGAAUUUCACAGAUGACGAUAUCGUCUCAGUAAGGGAAGUUCCUUCAGAAAUUGCUGUAGCAUGUUCUCAGGGAGUUGAAAUGUCUCCUUAUCAGCGUUUGUCAGACAAUCCAUCAGAGUGGAAUAAAAACCCAGCAACUUCCAAAUUAAUUUCCAAUGGCAGUAAUUUGGUAACUCUCACAAACAUCUACCUCUACCCAAUCAAGUCCUGUGCUGCUGUUGAGGUUAAGAAGUGGCCUAUUGGAAAGCAUGGAUUGCUGUAUGAUCGUGCCUGGAUGAUUGCCAACCAUAAUGGUAUCUGUCUUAGUCAAAAGCAGGAGCCCAGACUUUGCCUGAUUCAUCCAUACAUUGACCUGGAACAAGGGAUCAUGACCAUCAGUGCAGAAGGAAUGGAUACCAUAAUGGUGCCACUAGAAGAAGUAGGAAAACAAUAUUCACUGCAAGUCUGUGAAACUAAAGUCUGUGGAGAUAGAGUAAAAGGACUGAACUGUGGGGACGAAGUUGCAGGAUGGAUCUCCACAUUUCUUGGACGGAAGAGUUGUCUGUUCCGACAGAGUUCUGAUUUUCAAAGAGUGAUGAAGAAACAUAAGCAAGUUCAAGGUCAGUCUUUGACCCAGUCACCUUCCCUCUCAUUGGUGAAUGAAGCACAGUAUCUUCUCGUAAACAGGGCAAGCAUUCUACACCUGAAGGAGCAGAUACUACAAAGAGGUGGAUCAUGUGAUCUUAAUUCUGCUGAAGCAUUAACAACCGAGGAACUCAUCCAUCGUUUCCGACCCAACCUUGUUAUAAGUACAGUGAGGCCGUAUGAGGAAGAUGACUGGGCUGAGAUGAUUAUAGAUGGUCUGUCUUAUUUGUUUCAGAUUGUAGGACUGUGCAACAGAUGCCAAAUGAUAUGUAUUAAUCAAGGCAAUGGGAAAAGAAGCAAAGAACCCCUACAGACUCUGUCUUCGUGCAGGGACAGUAAGAUGACCUUUGGAGCAUAUCUGUUUCAUCAGCUACCAGCAACCUCAGUGCGUUCUGCAUUUCUGACUGUAGGAUCCCAGGUUAUUGUGAAAAUCAAAGAGACACCUGCUGGACAAUGACAUCCUCUGCAGGAAUGAACAUGAAUUUCUCCCAUCCCCAUGAUUAAAACUUUACAAUGCAAUAAUGCAUAACUGUUCUGUUUUUGAGUCCUGAAAAUGAAGUUGAGGUUAAUACAAGUUAACAUGCCAGAAGAUCCAUUACUAUCGGAUUGUUUCUAGAUUUUACAAAAGAAAAUGCAAAUGAUUUCCUAUUAUAAGUUCCUUGCAGAAUAUAAAUUUAUGAAUUGCAUCUCAUUUCAAAUUUAUUUUAUUUUAUUUAUGUACAUAACCAUGGUGUAAUUUGAAUGUUUUGAGGAAUUUGUGCAAAGUUGAGAUUUUUUUCCUCUUCACAUUAUACACUUUUGAAAAUAAUGCUGAUAAUUUUAUUCGUCACUAUUUGAAAAAUAAAACUAAUAGUGAUAACAAAUAUUUGGAAAUUACAAAUUAAAUGUAAAUAGAUGCAAUAUUGUCAGAAUUUGGCUUGACGUGCAAUUAAAUCUGGAGUACUGUACCUGAUAUAUUUGUGCAGCUAAUUCUUGAGCAUAGGAGUUUCGACUUCGACUGCCGGCCCUGCGGUCUGUGGUGCUUCUGGCUGCGGCGCAAACUCUAAAUCACCGACCGCUGGCCUGCGGCCUACACCAAUCUGGCGCCGCAGUCUCCAGUAGGGGAGGCACCGAUUUAGGACUUACCUUGACUUUCAUUCAUCUGGACACCCGCAGCGGCGACUACGGAGGGGUGAGGUCCCGACCACGGUGGAAAAUGGAGGAGGACUGGCCAAUUUUCGUGCCUUCCACCACAUCGAGUAAUGCUGUGGUGGAUGUUUGUGUUAAAUUUUUAUUGUGUAUUUGUGUGUUCUUUGUCAUUGUACCGCUGCUGGAAAAUUCAUUUCACUGUGACGAAUAAAACCGUAUUGUAAUGUA
Molecule: messenger RNA, 4264 nt
Organism: Leucoraja erinaceus (little skate)
Lineage: Eukaryota; Metazoa; Chordata; Chondrichthyes; Rajiformes; Rajidae
Gene: mocos
Product: molybdenum cofactor sulfurase
Exons: 15
Coding region: 741-3365 (874 amino acids)
Biological process (GO): Mo-molybdopterin cofactor biosynthetic process
Molecular function (GO): molybdenum cofactor sulfurtransferase activity; molybdenum ion binding; pyridoxal phosphate binding
Source: RefSeq, a predicted model, not a curated record